AUGAGUCCCACCCAGCGCGCCGCACUUUCAGAGAGUCUGGAGGUCCUCAAGGCCGACAUCGACCACCUGCGGGCCCUGGUACGCCCCGACUCCGUGCCGGGCCCCGCCGCUGAGGAUCCGGGCGGGCUGGAGGACAGCCAGCCGCCGGAGGUGGGGCUGGGGCCCUCCGUGAGCCUGGGGCGGCUGGCAGACGCCGAUGUCAAGAAGCAGCGGCGGCGGGACAAGCCGAGGAAGGCCGACAAGCGGCGGCUGGCGGACCGCGACCCUAACCCCUCCGCCGGGCCCGGCCCCUCCGCCGCGCUGGCCAUGCCGGGGUCGCUGGCCGGCGCUGAUGCGGGGGCAGGGCACGUGGGCCAUCGCAGCAGGGCCUCCGUGCGGGCGGAGUGGAAGAACAUCAUGCGCUGGUCGCGCUUGUUCAAGCUGCGCCGCAUCCGCCGGCGCGGCACCGCCCUGCGCCUGCGCAAGGUGGUCGUCUUCGGCGGCGGCUCCUUCGGCACCGCGCUGGCCACCGCCCUGGCGCGCCAGCACCCCGACGCCGUGGUCUACAUGCUCCUGCGCGACCCCUACCUGGCCUGCGAGAUGAACGAGGGCCAUGUCAACACGCGCUACCUCCCCGCCUGGGUGCUGCCGCCAAACAUCGUGGCCACAACCUCCGCGCGGGAGGCCAUCGAGGGUUCGCAAUAUGCCAUCCACGCCGUCCCCGUGCAGCAGACGCGCUCCUUCCUGCAGUCCAUCAAGACGCUCCUGCCCCCCACCCUGCCGCUGGUGUCGGUGAGCAAGGGGCUGGAGGUGUCCAGCGGGCACGUGCUGUCGGAUGUCAUCCCGUCGGCCCUGGGCCGCAAGCAGCCCACCGUCUACCUGUCGGGGCCCAGCUUCGCGGCGGAGCUCAUGGACUCCAAGCCCACGGGCGUGGUGGCUGCCUCCAAGGACAAGGCCCUGGCUGAGGCGGUGCAGCACGUCUUUGCCUCGCCCACCUUCCGCGUCAACACCUCCACCGACGUCGUCGGCGUGGAGGUGUGCGGCGCCCUGAAGAACGUGCUGGCCAUCGCCGCCGGGAUCGUGGAGGGGCUGGACCUGGGGCACAAUGCCAUGGCCGCCCUCGUGGCUCAGGGCUGCGCCGAGAUCCGGUGGCUGGCGGAGAAGAUGGGCGCGCGCGGCGCGACGCUGUCCGGCCCGGCCGGCCUGGGCGACAUCAUCCUCACCUGCUACGGCUCCUUGUCCCGUAACCGCUCGGUGGGCGUGCGGCUGGGGCGGGGCGAGCCCCUGGCUGACAUCCUGGGGUCCAGCCACCAGGUGGCGGAGGGCGUGGCCACCGCCGGGGUGGUGGUGGGCCUGGCCAGGAAGUACCGCGUCCAGCUGCCGGUGCUCACCGCCGUGGCCCAGAUCCUGGACGGCCACAUCAGCGCGCGGGAGGCGGUGUUCGAACUCAUGAACCUGCCCCAGGUCGACGAGUAG
Auxenochlorella protothecoides is the source of this 1455-nucleotide messenger RNA. RefSeq names its product Glycerol-3-phosphate dehydrogenase [NAD(P)+]. Gene Ontology annotation, cellular component: glycerol-3-phosphate dehydrogenase (FAD) complex; cytosol. The transcript is spliced from 6 exons. Bases 1 to 1455 code for a protein of 484 amino acids. Gene Ontology annotation, biological process: carbohydrate metabolic process; glycerol-3-phosphate catabolic process. The record is from RefSeq and is a predicted model, not a curated record. Gene Ontology annotation, molecular function: NAD binding; glycerol-3-phosphate dehydrogenase [NAD(P)+] activity. NCBI's taxonomy places the organism in Eukaryota, Viridiplantae, Chlorophyta, Trebouxiophyceae, Chlorellales, Chlorellaceae.